Molecule: messenger RNA, 468 nt
Organism: Oldenlandia corymbosa var. corymbosa
Lineage: Eukaryota; Viridiplantae; Streptophyta; Magnoliopsida; Gentianales; Rubiaceae
Source: the annotation of a GenBank genome assembly
AUGGCUAAUAACAACAGUUUCCUUCUCCUGGCUAUUGUGCUCAUGGCCGCGGCGGCUCCUCCGGCCUAUUCAGCAACCGUAUCUGUCAAUGUUACUACUAUCAGCGUGUCGGGGACACUGCCGACCAUCUUACCGGGUGGCGGUAUCAUUCCGACCGUGCUGCAGUUGAUCGGAGUAAAUGUUAGUCUGAUAUGCAAUGGUUCUCUCAUCGGACAAACUACCACGGGUCUCCUCUCGCUCGGGAAUUUUAACAUCAUAACCGCUAACCUGAGCGCUAUAGAUCCCCUAUUCAUUGGUGUAAACGGCUCCAUUCCUUGCAAUGUCACCGCCAGAGUUCGCGGCGUCGGAAGUAUAAUUCCGUCAACCGGUCAGAUUAUCAGUGCUCCAGUCACUGUUACAAGUAUUAUCUUUGGUGCCCUCAACGGUGUUAUUUCCGCCGUGACUGGUGUCUUUUCGCUUGUCGGAUGA